GUCAUCACUACACUCAGAGCUUGAGGCCAGUGCCAUUCCCACUCCCCCUAUUCUGCAGCAGACAACCCCAGCUCCUCGAAUCCUCCUGCCCUCCCCCCUUCUAACACUCUUUCCUUGAGGAGUAAUAACUAUAGCUUUGGGGAUAAUAUAGCUUUAAGACAACUUUUGGCAGAUGUGAAUGUCCCAACAUCUGGGCAGUGUUACCAGAAUCCCGGAGGCCCUGACAGACCAGGAGCCACUGGUUCUAGGAAUGUUAAAGUAGAAGGGUUUUUUUUCCCCCGACUGAUGAGAGGAGCAGAGAGCGAGGAGAAAGGAGAGAAGGAGACCGCAAAAAAUAAAAUAAAAAUCAGAUGCAUGUUCCUGCUCUCGUCUCAGCUUCCAGCAGAAGGAUGGCUCCCUCCGAUUCCAUAUAUCUGCUGCUUCUCACUUUGGGGAGUUCAUAGCUGGCACAGUUCUGAAAGUCAUUUUCCCUUACUCUGAUACUUCUGGCCACAUUGCCCUAUUCUUGUCUCCCGAAGCUUCCCUGUUAAGGAUGGCUGGUCAACUGACUCAAAGAGUUGCUCUCUCCCUGCUGCUCUUCCUAACACCAGCAGUGCUAUCAACAUGGUAUGCAGGCUCAGGCCAGUAUCCAGACGAAAGCUACAAUGAAGUGUAUGCAGAAGAGGUCCCCGCUGCCCGCACUCUGGACUACAGAGUCCCCCGAUGGUGUUAUACAAUGAAUAUCCAGGAUGGAGAAGCCACAUGCUACUCACCAAGGGGAGGAAAUUAUCACAGCAGCCUAGGCACACGUUGUGAGCUCUCCUGUGACCGGGGCUUUCGACUGAUUGGACGGAGGUCUGUGCAAUGCUUGCCAAGCCGGCGUUGGUCUGGAACUGCCUACUGCAGGCAGAUGAGAUGCCAUGCACUGCCAUUCAUCACUAGCGGCACCUACACCUGCACAAACGGGGUGCUGCUUGAUUCCCGCUGUGACUACAGCUGUUCCAGUGGCUACCACCUAGAAGGUGAUCGCAGCCGCAUCUGCAUGGAAGAUGGACGAUGGAGUGGAGGAGAGCCUGUAUGUGUAGACAUAGAUCCACCCAAGAUCCGUUGUCCUCAUUCCCGUGAGAAGAUGGCAGAGCCAGAGAAAUUAACUGCUCGGGUAUACUGGGACCCACCCUUGGUGAAAGAUUCUGCUGAUGGUACCAUCACCAGGGUGACACUUCGGGGCCCAGAGCCUGGUUCUCACUUCCCUGAAGGAGAGCAUGUGAUUCGUUACACUGCCUAUGACCGAGCCUACAAUCGGGCCAGCUGCAAGUUCAUUGUGAAAGUACAAGUGAGACGCUGUCCAGUUCUGAAACCACCCCAGCACGGCUACCUCACCUGCACCUCCGCAGGGGACAACUAUGGUGCCACCUGUGAAUACCACUGUGACGGUGGUUAUGAACGCCAGGGCACCCCAUCCCGAGUCUGCCAAUCAAGUCGACAGUGGUCAGGAUCACCACCUCUCUGUACUCCUAUGAAGAUUAAUGUCAAUGUCAACUCAGCUGCUGGCCUCCUGGAUCAGUUCUUUGAGAAACAGCGACUCCUCAUAGUCUCAGCUCCUGAUCCCUCCAAUCGAUACUACAAAAUGCAGAUCUCCAUGCUGCAGCAAUCCACCUGUGGACUAGACCUGCGGCAUGUGACUAUCAUCGAGCUGGUGGGGCAGCCACCUCAGGAGGUGGGGCGCAUCCGGGAGCAACAACUAUCAGCCAGCAUCAUUGAGGAGCUCAGGCAAUUCCAGCGCCUCACUCGUUCCUACUUCAACAUGGUGUUAAUUGACAAGCAGGGUAUUGACCGGGAACGCUACAUGGAACCGGUCACCCCUGAGGAAAUCUUCACCUUCAUCGAUGACUACCUGCUGAGCAACCAGGAGCUGGCACAGCGAAGAGAGCAAAGGGAUGUGUGCGAGUGACCCUGAGCCAGCCUGUGGCUGAGGUCAAGUGCGCAACUGUCCUAGGACACUGGACUAAAAAAAAUGUUGCUUGAACCAUUGCUUCAUCAAGAGUUAGAAAAACAUUUUCUCCAGAGUUUGGGAAGCACCACCCAACAAUAGCAGGAUGUUCCCUCCUCGCUACUCCAAUUAAUUUGUGGGCAAGAACGUCCGCCUCCUGAGGUCUUUAGUGCCCCGGAUGGUGGCCCUUCGCCAGAGGAUCCCCCAGCCUGUGAACUAGAUUACCUCUAGGAACUGGGGGGAUGACUCAGCUGGUAAAAGGCUUGCCAUGUAAGCAUUUGCACCUGAGUUUGGCCCCCAGAAGCCAUGUUCCAUAGCUAGAUGUGGUGUAAAAUAGCUAGUUGUGGUGGUGUGCACUUGGAAUCCCAGGGCAGAGGUAGAGAUACACAGAUCUGUGGGGAUCCUGGUUAGGAAGCCUAGCCUAGUGGUGAGUACCAGGCCAAGCAAGAAACACUAUCUCAAGAGACAUGGUAAAGGGCCUGAGGAACACAACCCAAGACUGGCAUUGAUCUCCACUAUCUCCAUACACAGGCACAUACAUGUGUACGCACAUGUACACACAUA
Molecule: messenger RNA, 2533 nt
Organism: Peromyscus maniculatus bairdii (prairie deer mouse)
Lineage: Eukaryota; Metazoa; Chordata; Mammalia; Rodentia; Cricetidae
Gene: Srpx2
Product: sushi repeat containing protein X-linked 2
Biological process (GO): cell-cell adhesion; positive regulation of synapse assembly; positive regulation of cell migration involved in sprouting angiogenesis
Molecular function (GO): signaling receptor binding
Source: RefSeq, a predicted model, not a curated record